Messenger RNA from Eupeodes corollae, 1320 nucleotides. RefSeq lists its product as uncharacterized. NCBI's taxonomy places the organism in Eukaryota, Metazoa, Arthropoda, Insecta, Diptera, Syrphidae. Gene Ontology annotation, molecular function: ubiquitin protein ligase activity. Bases 174 to 1157 code for a protein of 327 amino acids. The transcript is spliced from 3 exons. Gene Ontology annotation, biological process: ubiquitin-dependent protein catabolic process; protein ubiquitination. The record is from RefSeq and is a predicted model, not a curated record.
CACUCCUCACAGUUUGAAAACAUAACCUUGCAAGUCUUAUCAAAACAAAAAUACAAAUUUUAAUAUUUUUAAUAUUUAAAUCAAAAGAACAGAACACCUAAACAAAAUAUAUUUAUUAUGAAUAAAACUUAGAGAUCAUUUAAAUAAAAUGCAAAUAAAUAAAACAACCAAAGAUGCUGACAAUUUUAAAUCCGUUUCUUGAAGUUAUCAAUUUUUUGAAGAACACCGUCCACUAUGUCCUGGUUGUUAGCUUCCUCAUUGGGAAGGGAAUGUUUGCAUUCUUCGAACAAAUUUUCUCUUUCAUCAAGAUAGUUUUUCAGGGUGGAGCUGUUGUUCUAGAGGAGCUAUGGUUAUUUAUAAGGGAGCUCAAUUCGACUGUGAACGAAAUGUUUAUCUACAUCGAGACAUCAACGAAUCGUGGUCUGGCUGGGAUACUCGAGGGAUUUUUCUUGUUUUUCAGUGAAAUGGGACGAUUCUUGACAAAUGGAAAAAUUCAUUCUAAACUACUUGCAUCGACUGUUGCUAAAUGGGUUAGUAAUUUCUUUGGAAUUAUCCGUGGGGCUCUGCUUUUGAUAGCCGAUUCAGUUUGGUUUGCAUUGACCAUCAUUCCAAGGACUUUAAUCGAUGUGUUCAUAGUUCUGGGAGAUCUAAUUGCCUUUGGAAUUGGUGGCACUUGGAAGUUGAUAUUGCGCUUUGCUCAAAACGUGAUUGAUGAGCUAUUUCGAUAUACCAUAGCAUUUGUUGUAAUUGCUGUUGCUCUAAGGAAUCGCAGACGCAUUUAUAGAACUAGCCGCAGGUGGACAGUUCGAAUUUGUCGAAUUUCAAUAAAUUGGGUUUUGAGGAUCUAUCGUUUCCUCUUCGUUCUUCAACCUCCCAGACCAACUACCGACGAUGCAGCUGUGGUCGUUGUGUCGUCGCCAUCGAUUCAAAACCGCAUAAAGUCACGUUCUCCAAUUAACACCACUUCGACGCUAAAUAAAAGCAGCGAAUCCAUUUGCUGCGUUGUGUGUCGAGACCGUCCCAAAUGUGUGCUGCUACUGCCCUGCAAACAUUUAUGCAUGUGUGAAGAAUGUGCCGAAUUUAUUUCAGCUAUGCGACAAGCAUACUGUCCUCUAUGUCGUAGUAAUGUUCACAAACAAUUGUCCGUCUAUGUGUAGACUAAGCGGCGGCGGGCCACAAAUAUUUUUUGAAUUACAAAUUUGACCAAAAAAAAAGUCUGAACAUAUUUUUCUACUUUUUGUACCUUGCUGAGCGCGUAUUUGUUUUAAGUUCUAUUUUGUGUGUUGUAAUACUAAUUCAUUCUAUGAUUAAUAAAUUUUU